Galdieria sulphuraria is the source of this 757-nucleotide messenger RNA. RefSeq lists its product as uncharacterized. Gene Ontology annotation, biological process: endoplasmic reticulum to Golgi vesicle-mediated transport; regulation of GTPase activity. The transcript has 2 exons. Bases 146 to 652 code for a protein of 168 amino acids. The record is from RefSeq and is a predicted model, not a curated record. Gene Ontology annotation, cellular component: TRAPP complex; cis-Golgi network; trans-Golgi network. NCBI's taxonomy places the organism in Eukaryota, Rhodophyta, Bangiophyceae, Galdieriales, Galdieriaceae.
CAGAAGCUGUAAAUAUUGAGAUGUCUUUCUUCAGGUUCGGGCUGUUCCAAACCAAAAGUGAAAUACAAAGCAGCACGAACAACCGAAUGAAAUUCAUCAGAAUGAAAUUAUAUUUGUGGAUUGCGUCUUGUCACGGAAUUGUUGAAUGACGGAAGUUGCUGAGGAAAGUUUUGACUUUCUUGUUAUGAUAAUGGUUGAUUAUUUUCUGGGUAAUGAUGAAAAGCGCAAAAAAGUAAGCUUGAAAGACGAUCUUUCGACAAGGCGCAAGGUGGAAAGACUGGAGGCCAUAGGAAGAGAUAUCGGUAGAAGAUGGCUGGAGAAAUUGUCUGAAGGCACUCCGCACUUUUCGACUGAACUUGAUAAGGUCAAGUUCAUAUGUAAGGAGUUUUGGAUAGCUACCUUCCAGAAACAAAUAGAUAAUUUGAAGACGAACAACAAGGGUACUUAUGUUCUUAGUGAUAAACGUUUUCGAAGUCUCUUACACGUAUCAGAGACACCUGACGCUAUCGGACAGCUGGAGGAUUAUAUCAUAUUUCCUUUGGGUAUUAUAAAGGGAGCUUUCGAGAGUUUAGGAAUGAACUGUGAAGUUUAUGGAGAUUGUUCUAGUGCACCGAGUUGCAUUUUCACCGUCAACUUGAAGGAACAAGAGUAGGUUAGCUGAGCCAAAUGAUUCCUCGUAGUUCCUCCUCAAAGCUUCUGAAGCUUACGGGAAUACAAGAGUGAUAAUCCACAAGGAAAUAUAAGGAAUAGCAUGAAC